AUGUCCGACGUAGGCUCGCGGCCACCGCCGCCCAGCGACGGCCUCAGCGGGCGCUCGCUCGCCAUUCUCCUCGGCUUUCUCGCUGCAUUUCUGUUGGUCCUGGCAUUCGGCUAUUACCGCCGUCAUGCGCACUUGCGCGCGCUGCGUGAGGCGGGGGAAGCACCUCGAUUAGACACUAUUGCCAGGAGACGGAGAGUAGGGCCAAGACCUAUACUUUCUGAGGUCGACGUGGCGAGAACGGCGAAGCAGCCGACGUGGACAUCGAUGCAGCCUUUGUCCGCCAGGAUAUACGAGCCGUCGACAUCCCGUGAGCGCCAUAGACAGCGCCCUCAACCACGGCGAUUUCCGGCACAACGGGAUUUAGAGAGCGUUAUGGCCGCCGCCUGGUUCGGCGGGAUGCAGGUCAACCCAGCGCCGCCACUACCUGGCACCCUGCCCUAUCCGCCGCCAUCAUUGCCGCAACCUCAACCGCCACCGCCACCUUCGCCUCGCUCUGUACCCCAGCCCGAACUGCACGUUGCUGUUCUUGUUGCGAUGCCACGACCACCAACACCAUCACCCGUGGGACCAAGUAUAGCACGUUCGGGCGAGACCCACGAUCACCCGCCAGAUACACGACAAGAGGUAGCGCUGGGACUCGCAACCAUGCCUUGGCGGCAUACCACACACGAACGCGGUGUUCCCGCCAUGUGGAGCGCGGACCGCGCCGCGGACAUGCUCGCAUAG
Molecule: messenger RNA, 726 nt
Organism: Peniophora sp. CBMAI 1063
Lineage: Eukaryota; Fungi; Basidiomycota; Agaricomycetes; Russulales; Peniophoraceae
Source: the annotation of a GenBank genome assembly